Messenger RNA from Colletotrichum orchidophilum, 1017 nucleotides. RefSeq lists its product as uncharacterized. Lineage: Eukaryota; Fungi; Ascomycota; Sordariomycetes; Glomerellales; Glomerellaceae. The transcript has a single exon. The coding region runs from base 1 to 1017 and encodes 338 amino acids. The record is from RefSeq and is a predicted model, not a curated record.
AUGUCGCGGCAGAGCAACCUCUUCGAAUUCGCCUUCUCUAAGAACGGCGGCGGACAACAGCAGAAACCUCGCCAGCACAAUCAGCAAGCAUCAACGCAGUCCUCAUCACCAGCCUCGGGACCCUCAUCCUCAUCACAAGCCACCACGAACUCCUCACAAAAAAGCGACCGCUCAAGCCCAUCCCUCGCCGCCGUCGCAGCAGAAACCCGCGCAGCCCUCCCCCAGAUCCUCUCCCACCUCCCCAACAUCAGCGCCUCCAAAUCAGAAGACCUGCACCUGGACUACCUCCCGCCUCUCAAAUCCUCCGCCUGCCCGGGCCACACCCCGCGCGCAAAGAUCAAGAUCAUCAACGCGGACUCGCUCAACGCGGCAAUCGACCUCGCCGCGCGGCGGCCCGACGGCGGGCGUGUGGCGGUGCUCAAUAUGGCGUCGGAUAUCCACGCCGGCGGCGGGUGGUUGAAGGGCGCUAUCGCGCAGGAGGAGGCCCUGUGUUAUCGCUCGUCGCUGUAUCUGAGCCUGCAUAAGCGGUACUAUCCCUUCAAGCGCCGCGGGGGAGUUUACACGCCUGAUGUCGUCGUCAUCCGGGGCGAUAUGGCGAGCGGUCAUAAGCUUCUCGUGCCGCGGGUCGCGUACGAUGAUUUGCCUGUCGUGAGUGUCCUCAGCAUUGCGGCGAUUCGGAGGCCAGAGGUCAAAUCGCGCAAGAGGACGACGUCGGCGGGGAUCGAGGAUGUGUUUGAAUUCGCAAAGGCGAGCGACCGGACGCUCACGAUGAGCAAGAUGCGGCUUUGCUUGAGGAUGGCGGCGAGUCGAGGGCACAGUCUGCUUGUGCUGGGCGCGUUGGGGUGUGGUGCGUUUAGGAACCCUCCCGAGGAGAUUGUCAACUGUUGGCUUGAGGUGCUAGGGGAGGCCGAGUUUGGAGGUGGGUGGUGGAGGGAAGUUUGGUUUGCGGUUUAUGACCGGAAGAAUGAAGGCAACUUUGAGGUGUUUGAAGAUGCAUUGGGUGGUGUUCGGGUUUGA